Molecule: messenger RNA, 993 nt
Organism: Phytomonas sp. EM1
Lineage: Eukaryota; Euglenozoa; Kinetoplastea; Trypanosomatida; Trypanosomatidae
Source: the annotation of a GenBank genome assembly
AUGCCGAUGGAUGGCGUCCGAGAAGUUGAGGCGCUUCCCGAUACGCCAUACCCACUGGACGCCGCUCAAGAAGACGAAUUGGCCGCCCUACGGCGCGUUCACGAGCAGCCUUUUGUGGUGCCCGUCACGCAGCAGAUUCACAAACUAGGGGAUACCCAGAUUGUCGUGUGCGAAACCCAUAACCCCACCAUCGCGCCCGCGUAUGAGCGGGCGCUGAAAGAAAUCGCGGCUAUCGUCGAGCUCUCCCGUCGGGAGCACUCGGAGCGUCGGGUGCGGGGGCAAAGUCAACGACCGGGCCGCUGCUCCUCCCCGAGCAGCUCGAGUAGCAACCGAUUCACCCCCCGGGCGAGCCUGGGCGCGACCGCCACCACCGCCGCCGCCGCCACGACCACCAGGGAUUUCAGCACGAAACUCGUGGUAGGGGAGCCCGCCUUUCCAGGGGCCGCGGAGGUCCAAGAAGGGCUUCCCUCUCACCCCUAUCUCCCGCGGGGCAGCCCGAAUGGGAACCCCUCCUCCUCCGGGCGGUUCGGCUCCCCGGUCACCGCGCCGCAGUCGAGUGCGCGUUCGAGCGGGGGAAAGGCGGCGGGGCCGGCCCUUCGGCUUCACCCCGGCGAGGUCGGGCUGGAGCUUUCCAUCCGGCUGUCCGUCAAUGAGGUGCGCUGGCACGUCUCCCAGACCCGUCCGUUGGCGGAGUGGACCUUCAUGGUGAUCCAAACCAGCGACGAGAGCACCGUCAUCCAGACACCCAAAGGGUGGGGAGGGGAGGCCUCGUGGGAGGUGAACGAGGGGGCUGAGGAGGCCGGCGGAGAACGGUCCCCGUCGGGCGGGGGGGGGGGGCUCAUGUUCAUUAACGACCCCUCACAGGUUGAGGACGUGAUUCAGUUUAUCUCUAAAACAUUCUAUGACACGAUCAACAUGGAAACCUUUUCCGACUUCAUAUCAGGUGAGCUGGUAUUUGAUGUUCAAGCGCAGAAGUGUCAUUCUUUUAUUUGA